Paramuricea clavata is the source of this 231-nucleotide messenger RNA. The record is from the annotation of a GenBank genome assembly. Lineage: Eukaryota; Metazoa; Cnidaria; Anthozoa; Malacalcyonacea; Plexauridae.
GUUCCUCACCCUGAGGACAAUGUCUCUCACUCUGAGGACAAGGUUCCUCACUCUGAGGAAAAGAUUCCUCACACUGAGGAGAAGGUUCCUCACUCUGAGGACUAGGUUCCUCACUCUGAGGACAAGGUUCCUCACUCUGAUGACAAGGUUCCUCACUUUGAGAACAAGGUGUCUCACUCUGAGGACAAUGUUCCCUACUCUGUGGACAAGGUUCCUCACUCUGAUGACAAG